UAUAAAGAGAGAAGAGAGGAGAGAGUGAAUGCAGGAAAGAUAGAAGGAAGGAAGGAAGGAAGGAAGGAAGGAAGGAAGGUGUGUUUAAAUGUAUAUAUCUUUGCUCCACUUCCAUUCUCUCUCCUCUUUCACACAUCGUUCCACCCUUUUAAUCUUCUCCUCCUCCUCCUCCUCCUCUUCCUUUUCCAAUCUUUCAAUCUCCAUCCCUUUAUCUUUACCUUUCAACCUCUUCCAUCCUCUCUUCUCUUUCUUCUUCUUCUUUUUCCAUAUUUCUAUUUUCCUCUUCUUAUUUUACUUUCCUUUAGCAUAUUUAUUUUUUCUACUUUAAUUUUAACCUCCUCCUCAUUCUUCUUCUUUUUCUUUUUUCCUCUUCUUUCUUAUUCCUCUUAAACUCCUCAUUUUCGUAUCUCUAACCUCCUCCUCCUCCUCCUCCUUUUUCUCUAUUUCCUCUCCUUUCUCUUUCUUUUAACUUCUCUUUUUCAUAUUUUUAACUUCCUCCUUUCUCCCAUUCUCUUUUCCAGCAUGACAGGAGAAAGUGAAGGUGACGGCGGCGGCGGCGGCGGCGGGGGUGGGGGCGCAGGUGAGGCAGCCAGGUGUGUGCAGUGUGACCUCGAAUACAACCGUGAUGACAGGUGCCCCAGGGUCCUCAUUUGCGGGCACACCUGUUGUACUGCCUGCCUGGAUGACUUAAUUAACAAGGAACAGAAAAGGUGUCCAACGUGCAACAGAUAUUUUUUCACGCUGUCCGUUGUCCUCAUCCCGAAGAACCUGGAUAUGUUGAACGGCGCGGAAAAGUCAUCAAAAAGGUCAUCGGUUGGGUCAUCAGUUGGGUCGAGGUCAUCGUAUAGUUCCGCGAGGUCAUCUUUGUCCAACGAUUCAGGCAUCGAGGUGUUGAACGGCUCGUCAUCAAAAAGGUCAUCGGUUGAGUCAUCAGUUGGGUCGAGGUCAUCUUAUAGUUCCGCGAGGUCAUCUUUGUCCAACGAUUCAAGCCUCGAAAUGAUGAAUGAUGCGGAAAAGUCAUCAAAAAGGUCAUCGGUUGAGUCAUCAGUUGGGUCGAGGUCAUCGUAUAGUUCUGUGAGGUCAUCUUUGUCCAACGAUUCAAGCCUCGAGGUGUUGAACGGCUCGUCAUCAAAAAGGUCAUCGGUUGAGUCAUCAGUUGGGUCAAGGUCAUCGUAUAGUUCUCUGAGGUCAUCUUUGUCUUCGGAUUCCGGCCUCGGGUUCAAUAGUUUCGAGGUGACAAAGAGUUCGGAAAAGUCAUCCUCGCAGUCAUUAUACCUGGAGGAACAGUCAUCGUCGAGGUCAUCAACACAGUCAUCGAAAUCAUCAUACAGUUCUCCUCUGAGGUCAUCUUUAUCCUACGACUCCUCCAGCCUCGAAGUUUCCAAAAGCUCUGCAAAGUCGUCAUUAAGGUCAUCUUUAACCUUAGACUCCACUGACCUCGAUAUUCCACAGUUCUGAAAGGUCAUCGUACAGUUCCCCGUUCAGGUCAUCUUUAUCCAACGACUCCGGGGCACCCAAAACUUCAGAGAGGUCAUCCGGGUCAUCAGAAUCCUGGAAGUCCUCACUCAAGUCAUCCUACAGCUCCCCCUUCAGGUCAUCUUCAUCCCUUGACUCCAGCAGCCUCCAACGACCUGGGUCAAACGGGAGGUCAUCCGGCAUAUCCUCUCUCAGGUCACCGUCAUCUUUGGGUUCCUCUUUCGAAGCUCAAGAGGAUGGAGGAGGUGAAGGAGGUGAAGGAGAUGUGUCAGGGCCAUCCUCGGGAGUCCUACCACCUCCACCUGUCCCAUCAUCCGCUCCUCCAAGCCUCCAGGAGUCCUACGAUGACCUCUCAACUCCGGGGGUCAGGUCACAAGGGAUUAAGGACACUUCGGAGGAGGAUGGAGGUGGUGGUGGAGUAGGUCAAGAUGGAAGCAUUGAUGGAGGUGCAAGUGGUCAUGGUAGUACGCGUCCUUCCAUCCUACAGAGGAGUCCUUCAGCGGAUCAGGCCUCAGGGGGAUCCUACACGCCUCCAACCUACUCCUUCCCGACCAUCAGGACCAAACUGAAUCUAAGCAGGAAGCAGGAAGGUGACGCCCAAGGAAGCAGUAUCAGCAGCGCAAAGAUGGAACUGCGUCCGGCGAAGUCCCUACCUCCUUCUUCCUCCUCCUCCUCCUCCUCCUGGUCUCUUCCGCCCUUGUCCUCUACUCUUGGGAAAAAGGAGGAGGGUUCGUCAUCCACGCCCUCGUCUUCAGGAUAUACGUCG
Messenger RNA from Eriocheir sinensis (Chinese mitten crab), 2242 nucleotides. RefSeq names its product streptococcal hemagglutinin-like. The record is from RefSeq and is a predicted model, not a curated record. Gene Ontology annotation, molecular function: ubiquitin protein ligase activity. Gene Ontology annotation, biological process: protein ubiquitination. The transcript has a single exon. Lineage: Eukaryota; Metazoa; Arthropoda; Malacostraca; Decapoda; Varunidae. Bases 523 to 1458 code for a protein of 311 amino acids.